Molecule: messenger RNA, 1098 nt
Organism: Toxotes jaculatrix (banded archerfish)
Lineage: Eukaryota; Metazoa; Chordata; Actinopteri; Toxotidae
Exons: 2
Coding region: 1-1098 (365 amino acids)
Biological process (GO): G protein-coupled receptor signaling pathway
Cellular component (GO): membrane
Molecular function (GO): G protein-coupled receptor activity
Source: RefSeq, a predicted model, not a curated record
AUGUAUGCAGCACUUAACCUCUCAACUUCUGACGACUCCAACCUGUCAAGUGUUGACCCUCAGAGACUGCAGGAGCUGACUCACCGGUCCGUCAAAGUAAGCAUAAUAAUCGUUUUGGGCGUGAUGAUCACUUUGGGAAAUGUUGCAGUUCUCCUGGUUAUCACUUCUUCCGUGGCUGGUUGGUCAAGAAACUCUCGGUACUUUCUCCUCUCUCUCACUGCUGCAGACUCUGCAUUUGGACUGCUGGUCAUGCCCUUGAACCUUUGGGUGAGUCUGUUAAAGGACUACACUGAAGGGCCAGAUGCUCUUUGUCAUGUCGUGGCUUUUUGCAAUGCUACCGUUUACUCCACCUGCAUGUACACAUUGGCUACAAUAAGCCUGGAGAGGUACAUUGCAGUGUUUUACCCGCUCCAAUACUCAUCUCUGAUGACAAGAAAAAGGACGCUGCUCCUGAUUGCUUUUGCCUGGUGCUUCCCUCCCUUUUUACUGUCGCCGAUAUCAUUUCCAGAUGGCAUUAUCGAGGUUCAUUUUUCUACGGCAUCACUGGUCUGCAAUCCAUCCUACUCUACAAAUGUCGGAUACUCCCUAAGUUUGACCUGCUUUAUAUUUUUCCCCUGCUCCAUCAUCAUGACAUACGCAAACCUGAGAGUGUGGUGCGCUGCCAAGAGGCAGAGAUUGAAACUGCGCAAAUACGAUUGUGCGCGUCGUAACAGACACAAUGUGGCGUCCAGGGUGCUUGUGCCUGUGAUGGCAGCCUACUACACAUGUUGGACACCAUGCAUGGCAGCCAUGAUCUACAAUGCAGUCUCAGGUAGCAGCGUACCAGAGUGGAUUGAGUUUGUGGUGGUAUGGCUGCCAACUUCCAAUGGUUUCCUCAACUGCAUCUUCUACUUCUGGAUAAACCGAAGCUUCCGCAGGAAAUUCCACCUCAUCAUCCAGAGGCUGACUCUGGCCCUUUGCCCCAAACUGGCUGACACCCUUGGGUGCUGCAGCACUCCAGAGACCCAGUUUGUGUCAGGAAUUCUGGAUAAUAACAACACUGUCCAUGAGCGAUCUUCCAGUGUAUCCUCCACUUGCACCCUGUUAACCUUAGCUUAG